Messenger RNA from Saccostrea cuccullata (small rock oyster), 761 nucleotides. Its product is annotated as peroxidasin-like. Gene Ontology annotation, cellular component: extracellular matrix. The record is from RefSeq and is a predicted model, not a curated record. Bases 1 to 705 code for a protein of 234 amino acids. Lineage: Eukaryota; Metazoa; Mollusca; Bivalvia; Ostreida; Ostreidae. Gene Ontology annotation, molecular function: protein binding. The transcript is spliced from 6 exons.
AUGGGAGAGGUUGACGAUGGAAGAGUUAAUAUCGUCACUUUAUUGUUGUGGAGUUUUGUAGGUGACAUACCAGUGACGACUCUUUUACAGGGAUUCAGAUGUGUUGGACUGGAUUCUUUUGUGUUGUUGGCACUAGACGAAAACAAAAUUUCUGUAAUAGAAGACAAUGCGUUCGGUGAUUUGACAAAAUUAGAAUUCUUAAAUAUGUUCAAUAACAAUAUCACUACUAUCAAGAACAGCACAUUUACUGGUUUGACAAACUUAGAGUAUCUGUAUUUAUCAUACAACGGUAUAACCACAAUAGAAGACCAUGCAUUCAGUGGUUUGACAAACAUAAUUAGGCUACGUCUUAAUAACAACAGGAUAUCCUCCAUAAAAAACAUCACUAUAAGUGGGUUGACAAAUCUACAAGAGCUGAGAAUACAGGAUAAUCCUUAUCACUGCGAUUGCGAGUUAAUAGGCCUGGUCGAUUUCCUUAAAUCUGGACGUGUCCCUGUAUCUGGAGAUCCACGCUGCUUUACUCCUGAGACCUUAAAGGGAAUUUCAUUGGUCAGUCUAUCAGCUGCAAACUUGACCUGCCCUGACAUGACAACUAUGGACAUCACAACUUAUGAAACCAAUUCUUCACCUUUGAAAGAAGGGAACUUUCUUGUUAUAACAUACGUGUCCUUGUGUUUGCUUUUUAAAACCAUAGUUGACUUUUAGAAUACAGGGGAAAAACGAAUACAGAUAUUAAUUUCAGACCAAUCCAAAAGAAGACG